GAAGAAAACAAAACGUAUUUUGCUCAGUUUAUCACAUCUCAGCAUCCUCACGUCACAAGAAAAUAGCUGUGUGACGAUUAGUUUACGUUUGACGAAGGCCGUCGCCGCAUUUGUGACCAAAUAUCAACCGGGAAAGAUAGUUACCAACCCAGACGGUACUUCCCUGCCGGUAACUUAGAGUGGAAAUGACCGGAAUUAUUGUGAAAGCAGCUGCCGAUGCCGAUAAACAUCUGAGCGACAUUACGGCUAUCGUGUACUCUAAGGAGCACAUUUUCACCUCCGGCGGAGACGGAAAAGUGAAGAUAUGGACCAAAGAUCUAUCGCUCGAGAAGGAAGUGGCCGUUCACGAAGCCUGGAUUUACGCAAUGGUCGUAGACUCUUUAGGUCGAAUAUAUACCAGCAGCUGUGAUGGCACGAUUCGUUGUCUACUGAAUCCACUGCAGUCGAAUGAUAUCAAGGAACUACUAAAGUGCAGUGACGAGAUCGAGUCUCUUUUCGUUGACAGCAAAGACAAUCUGUGGAGCGGAGACGACAAGGGCCUCGUUACUAUGUGGGUGGACCACAAGAUAAAGUUCAAGUUCAAUCUGGUAGAACAAGUUCGUUCGAUAGCUAUUCAAAACAAUUGGAUAUACUCAAUUAGAGACAAUGACUUGACGAUUACGGAAGUGCUGGAAGGUUCCUCGACCGGCCGAUAUAUAACCAAGGCUACCAUUCCGGGGAAAAGUCCUGUCGCACUGUGCGGAACCAAUUGCAACGGAGUUUACAGUAACGUUUCAAUUAUCACUCGCGAUGGAUUGGGAAUCACUUUUAUCAAAAAUAAUAGCAAAGAACAUUUUUCUGUUCUUUGGACCAAAGAGAAAGCGCAUGAUAUGAUCAUCAACUGCAUUCUGGGAGCUGACGAGCUGCUCUACACAGCCGGUUACGAUGGAUUUGUAAAGCAGUGGACCGGUCUGGAUAAGGACCCAAAACUGGCAGGAGAAGUAAAUGUUGGUAGUGGUUGCCUCAACGCUUUGUGUUUGGGUUCGGAGCGGACUACCGUUUACGUAGGUGGAAGCGACGGGCUGCUGAAGGUGGUGAAUUUCUCCUAGAACUCAUAAGAGGCAAGUGAGAAUGUGAAAGCAAACUACACAAACAGAGCACACUACAGUGUUACCAACGUGCCAUCGGAACGAGCAUUCAAACUUGCCAGGUUUAUAUGCCUAACGGGGGAGCAGACAGAUAUUUAAUGUGACUUUUUUUUCCUAACUAACACGGAAAUAGCAUAAGUAGAGUGAACCAAAGCAAAAUCGGUUUUGUCUUUUACAGAACUAUUAUUAAGUUGUUCAUUUAUCUAAGAUUUAUCAUCUGAAAUAAACCUCUCGA
This is a messenger RNA of Sabethes cyaneus, 1362 nucleotides long. RefSeq lists its product as uncharacterized. The coding region runs from base 186 to 1088 and encodes 300 amino acids. Lineage: Eukaryota; Metazoa; Arthropoda; Insecta; Diptera; Culicidae. The transcript has 3 exons. Gene Ontology annotation, molecular function: protein binding. The record is from RefSeq and is a predicted model, not a curated record.